UCGAGCCUUGGCCCGUAUUUGCUCUCAACUUUUUUUUUUUCAUUCGUUACUUUAUUUUAAAACGCGAACGAUGUGAUGUGAACGUUUUAAAAAAAUAUAGUGAUGUCGAUGUAUGUAUUCGAUUUGUUCCAAUUUUGAAUCAGUCGGGGUGAACGAGAAAUAGAACGAUUCUGCCAUGAUUAUCUUCAUAUUCCUGCUGGCCGUGACCGCAGCCGCCGAUGUAGACAUGGUCACAGAACCACCAUGUCCUUCGUGCCUCCUAAUGAACACAACAUGUUACAACAUGUCCUACCUCUUCGAUCUCGACGCUCCCUUCAGAAAACAGGUUGUCAUUACCAAAAUGGACCUUCUCAGGUCCAAAAACAUGCUCUACUUCAGUUUCGAACCAGUUUUCGAAGACGAAGAAUAUUACAAAACUGGUUUCGUCAAGCUUGAAGAUCUUAGUUACCAUGGCAUCAUUACUGGGAGUCAGAUCCUUAAUCUGGGGACUUUUGACAUAGAUCAGGCUAAUGGACAAAUUUAUUUCGGCGGCAGCGAUGGCAUAUUCGUUUUGGAUACGAAUAACAAUCAAAUGGCGUCAUAUAGUAGUCGAGGCGAUACAAUAACGAAUGUAUUUUAUAAAAACCAAGUUUAUUUUGUUCGAUAUGACGACAAAGGGAUAAUUGUCAAACAGGGAGAUUACUUCAAGACUAUUCUAGAAUAUUGGACUGUAAAGAAGUUUGUGGUGGUUGAAAAGGACACUGUUAAUGUUAUUGUGUUCUUAAGUAAUUUGGGCUUGUUUGUUAGUAAGGGAAAGGUCGUGCAUCGUCUCUCUAAGAACGCUUUCUUCAGAGGUCUUGCUGUUGAUUUGGAUGGUGAAGUGUACGCGUGGUGGUUGGACGGUAUCUACAAAGUUACAAUUUCAAAGAAUAUAAUCCAUUCAAGGAUUGAGAAGGUAACCAAUCUCCCUUUGAUUGGAGCUAUGACUUUUGACAACAAUAAUAAUAUUCUCAUUGCUUCUGAUAAAUCUUUAUAUUUAAUGGCGAAGACGACGCAUAGCUGUGGUGUAGUCAAGCCAGCAAAUUAGAUGUAUUAAUAUAUAUAAUACCUGUAUAUAUUUCAAGUAGUUCAUCAAUAGGUACUAAGUAUGUACCUAUUAUAGUGAAUUAUAUAAUAGGGUAGAUGCCUAAUUUUUAUUUUAAUGUCCGUCU
This is a messenger RNA of Spodoptera litura, 1190 nucleotides long. RefSeq lists its product as uncharacterized. NCBI's taxonomy places the organism in Eukaryota, Metazoa, Arthropoda, Insecta, Lepidoptera, Noctuidae. The record is from RefSeq and is a predicted model, not a curated record.